Molecule: messenger RNA, 4462 nt
Organism: Haplochromis burtoni (Burton's mouthbrooder)
Lineage: Eukaryota; Metazoa; Chordata; Actinopteri; Cichliformes; Cichlidae
Gene: cdc37l1
Product: cell division cycle 37-like 1
Exons: 7
Coding region: 265-1278 (337 amino acids)
Biological process (GO): protein folding; protein stabilization
Cellular component (GO): cytoplasm
Molecular function (GO): protein-folding chaperone binding; heat shock protein binding
Source: RefSeq, a predicted model, not a curated record
AAAAAAAGGGGGACGUAGCCAGAACACAGUGGUGGUGGUUGUUGUUGUUACACUAUCAUCCACAGGAGCAGGAGUGAUUUUUUGAUGCAUCAUAUCCCCUUUUCUGUUCUGUUGGCUGUCACACAGGUAUUUAGAUCCCACAUAAAUCUCGUGAGGCGGCUGAAUAUAAAGAGCAACACUGUCUGUGGCUCCUCAAACACGGCUAGCAUUAGCUAGCGGGUCUCACUGUCACAGCAGAGCUAACCAGCUAGUUGCUUAGCAGUUAUGGAGUGGCUGGGCAACGGAGACUCACUUCACCACAGCGAAGAGCCCGGCAGUGAGUCACUUUCAACGGCCGGAGGCUUUAGUGGUCUUUACCCUCACCAAAAGCCAACAUCAUCAAACCUCUGUGAUUGUCCCAUGGCAUCGCUAUGCCAGAGUCAGCAGCGCUGUGUGAAGGCCUCGAUCGUCUCAAGUUGGAGACUAGCUGAGGCGCAGGAUCAGUUAUGCUCUUUAGGAGUCCACAGCUCUGAGUCGCUGGAGCAAGAGCGUGCUCGGACUCAGGCCUGCCCCACGGAGCUCACGCACAAUGAGGAGGAGUGGCGCCGCAAGGAGAGCUUGCUGGGAGUUCAGGAACCCAGCCGCAGUCCUGUAUUUGGAGCUAGUUGGGAUGUUUUUGAUAAGAGUAUCAUCAAUGUCCAGCAUCAGGCUGCAGAAAUGGACCAGGACAAGUGUAAGACAUUUCUCCAGAAAUACGAACAAGAGCUCAGGCAUUUUGGUAUGCUGCGAAGGUGGGAUGACAGUCAGCGAUUCCUUGCAGCCAUGCCUCAGCUUAUCUGUGAGGAAACUGCAAACUACUUAAUUCUGUGGUGCAUGAGUCUACAGCAAGAAGGGAAAGAAGCGUUGAUGGAGCAGGUGGCACACCAAGUUGUAGUGAUGCAGUUCAUCCUGGAGAUGGCUUCAAACUCUCAGCAGGACCCUCGAGGCUGCUUCAGACAGUUCUUUCAUAAAGCCAAAGAAGGACAAGACGUCUACUUAGAGGUCUUCCAUACAGAACUUGAGGCCUUCAAACAGAGAGUUAAAGAUUACACAGACAAAUGUAGAGGUCAUUUGUCCAACACUGAACAGCAGAAUAUCGGCACAAACUGCAUACUCGACCCCAAAGAAUCAACAGUACCUUCAGUGGCAGAGUUUCCUAUGAAGCGCUGUGUAGAAGCUGGACUUUGGACAAGCACAGGGAGGUGGACAAAGGACGACACUACAGAAACGGAAGACAUGCGCAUGAUGGAGACGUCUUAGAGGAUUCAGCCCCGCCCCCUGCUUUUCUAAUAUCACCAUCAUAACCUCUCCGUUUAGGAACGAUCCGAGUUGUUUAUACAGCAGACCAGGCUAAAAAAAACACCAUCAUAGUGCAGGAAUAAACAGACAUUCAGUCUUUUAUGCCACAGUUUUCAGUAGAAAGCCUGCAGAAAGUACGUUUGUGCCAAUGGCAAACGUUUCUCUGUGUGGCUGUUAGCAUGUCGGCGUGGUUGGCCUCUGGCAAGCGGGUUUGUUGCAGUGUCUUUUGCCAGCUUAAAUGCAUGUUGUGCCAUAACUGUUGUUUUUACAGUUGGAGGUAUUGCAUUCUUCAAGCUAGGUGUGUAUCUUUCUCAGAAGAGAGAAAUAUCCUCACUAAAAAGCAGAACAGAAUUCAUCCAGACAACACAAUGAAUACUUAACCAGUAAAGUCUCUGGAUAAAAAUCACUUUGGUAGCAAAUCCACUGCUUAAAGUAUGACAGAGGUCAGGGGUCACAAAGAGCACUCUUUAAAAAAUCAUGUCAAGUCUGAGGAGAGUAACUGAUGAAAGUUAGUGUCCUUGCACCCUCUGAAGUACAAGAAGAUUCAGUUGGAGCCAAACAGUAUUGCAAAUCUUGUAACUGCAAUGCUGCUGCUCUGGUAAACAGUAACUACUGCAAACAAACAAAAAAAGGUGGGGAGUGCUUUGCGGGUGUGACCUGAAUUGUUUGAUUUUAAUCAUGAAGAGGAAAACAAACCUACCUGUGAUUAGGAACAAAGCAUGUUUGAAAUGGAGGGAGAGUUUCUGAGUUAUCAAUAGAGUGUCAUAGGGCUUCAGUUUGUGAGAUAUGCAGCUUUAUUUUACAUUUUUAACAUUUUCAAUGCAUAACAUACAACCAGAGCUACUGACUUUACGCUAGUGUGCAAAGAGCAGUUACAGUGAAUAUGAAUAAUUUCUAAAUCUGUAGUGUGAUGUAACGUUUUGGUAUACCAGCACUCAACAUAUUCAAAGUCUAAGCCAAGUUAAAGCUCUGAAAGUUCCUAUUUUUUUUAGUCAGUUUCUUCUUGUAGGACCCUUUCAGAUUGAUCUUCAUAUAAAGAGACUGCACAUGAAUUUCAGUUCUGUAAGGCUGAUUAUGGGAGAGGAUGAACAAUGCAGUAUGUGUGGGUGGCAGGGUAGUUGUCUGACUCAGUCCAAAUCAGCAGUCAGAAUGGAUGAUUCAGGAUGAUGGCUUAAGGUGUAAUUGUCUUCAUUUCUAUCAUACAGUUGCUCUUUUGUUGCCUGAUUGCUUCUUUUUGAGCCAGAAAGGCCAUCAUGAGUGGUCUGUCUCGUUGCUUUAAAUAGGCCAAGAGGAUGUGUUAAGCUCAUUUCCAGCUCUGUUUGAACUGUUAAACUGGGCCUUGAUGCAGCCCGUUAAUUUCGUCGCCUUUGUGAAGCAGGAGGUUUCGGCUCUGCUCCUUACAAAGGCCGUUAUUGGCUGCUCCUAAUUUGAAUAGUAGAUGGGUGGGGCCUCUGUGUUCACAACUAGAGCCUUAUGCCUAAACCUUGUUAAGGGGAAAAAAAUGCUUUUAUUGAUAUCAAACAGAGACAAGAGUGGGGGAAAACUUGCUAAUGUGAGUAUUCAGAGUAGUUGAGCCUCUUUUGGGUAUGGUUAAUAUGCUCAUCCAAAUUUCUAACAUCAUGUACAACCGAAAAUCAUGAAAAACAUCAUGGGUUCAGGUGAUCUGACAACACUCCGAUUACACUAUACCUGUGGACAUCAUUGUGGCCUUAAAUCUUUUCCUUUGAACACUGUGUGGUGCGACAGGUUCGGAGGACUAAAGCACAUUAUAGCUUCGGAACAGUAUAUGUGAUGGGAGAAAGAGGAGGGUUUAAUUGUUCUGUUUUCCUAGAAGUAUUCCUUAGUGUUGUCUGGAGAAGCUUAAACACAGCACAGUUUGUAAAAAUAAAAAAGGAAGCCUUUCGUCCGUUAAGAGACAUCCAUGCUAGUCAGGUGUUAUGUGGAUAAAUUAACUGCAGAUAAGUGAUUAAAAAUCUGUCAAAUACAACAUAAUGCCUACGCUGAGCCGUAAUACAAGCUCACCAGAUGUUAAAUUACAACUGACUAUAUACUGUGUAUUCACAAAAAAGUAUUUGUUGUGCACUUAACAGCUUUGGGACUUCCUGUGACAAAAAUAAGAGUCUCAGGACGACAGGUGGUGAUUAAUUUAAGUUGAAUUUUGAGUAAAAUAGCAUGCUUUAUAGUAUGUGAGUCAGUAUAAUAAUUCUGUGAUAAUAAAGCACUCAGCUUUUGAUGCAAAUAAUAUGAUAAUAUUACAAUGCUGUCUUUUUUAGAAAGGCAUAAUCAGCCCAGUUUUGGUGUUGAGUGUAAUUGUCAAUUAACCACAACCAGUUAUUGUGCAGAUCGUGACGUGAGACGUAAAGAGGACACUACAUUACUCAGUAACUAAUCGUCAGCUGAGUUUCGCUCCUUUGUCUUGCUCUCAUGUAAUCAGAGACUGAAUUUCAACCCAAACACUUCAAAUCCUACCAAAAUCUUUCUACAUCUGUUUUGUGCAUUUUAUUUGUGUCUGCUUCGGUGAUGCGCCAGAGAAUAACUAUGCUUUCUUCACCAGCCUGGCAUCUGUACUCGUUUCCUGAAACCAAGUUGCAACCAACUGUUUCCUUUCAUAAGUGCUUUGUACAGACUUUUGUCUGUGCUGAGUUGGUUGAAGUUCUUCGCUCUGGGAUGAUCGACACCAGAGCUGAAGGAAAGAUGCCUGUAUUGAGGAUGUGCGAAAAAGGGCUGAGCUCUCAAAAAAAAGAGACUUUUCACUGUAUGUGUGUUUGCAGAAAGGAGCUCUCUGCAUCUGAAUGUGUCCUGCACUUUAUGUUUCUUUUGUAAAACGGACGAAUACAAAGGGGUGGGGUGUUGAAAGCUUUUGCUUUGUAAUUUUGUCUCAUCCUGCGUUCUAAAUGUAUAUCACCUUUCUGUUCUUGGUCAGCAAGAAACGGAUUAGAAAUUAUGAAUGCGUUUUUAUGAAUUGCGUGACAUUUUGUUUUUGCUUUUGUAUUCGUUUUUUUUGUUUGUUUAAGUUUCAACUUUCUUUCACAAUGCUUUUCAUUAUUUAACAAAACAUAAACAUUGUAGACAUUUGCUCAGUAAGACAUUUGCUGCAGUGUGUGGAUGUAGAAAUAUCAAGUGUAUUAAAUACAGUUCAGACUUA